Molecule: messenger RNA, 1094 nt
Organism: Trichoderma reesei QM6a
Lineage: Eukaryota; Fungi; Ascomycota; Sordariomycetes; Hypocreales; Hypocreaceae
Exons: 2
Molecular function (GO): histone deacetylase activity, NAD-dependent; NAD+ binding
Source: RefSeq, a predicted model, not a curated record
ACAGAUCCUCCGAGUGACGCCCAAAACAGGCCCCGGAAACAAUCUACAACGAAUCCGCCAAAAUAGGUCGAAAGCACCGAAACCGCAACAAGCCCUCAGGACCUCGCGUCCCCCGCUGGCUUGCUCGCAAAAUGGGCCAAGAAGAAUCGACUCCGUCCGCGGCCUAUGGCCCUCCCGCCACGCUCCCGGAACGAAGCCUCGAGGCUGUCGCCGAGCACAUCAAGAGCGGCAAAGCCCGGCGCAUUGUGGUCAUGACGGGCGCCGGCAUCUCGACCGCAGCAGGCAUCCCCGACUUUCGCUCGCCAAAGACGGGUCUGUACAGCAACCUGGCGCGCCUCAAUCUCCCCUACGCAGAGGCCGUGUUCGACAUUGCCUACUUCCGCAAGCGCCCCGAGCCCUUCUACGUUCUCGCGCAGGAGCUCUACCCCGGCAAAUUCCACCCGACCAUCUCCCACGCCUUCAUUGCGCUUCUGGCGGAAAAGGGCCUCCUCCAGAUGCUCUUCACGCAGAACAUUGACUGCCUCGAGCGAGCGGCCGGCGUCCCCGCGGACAAGAUUGUCGAGGCCCAUGGCAGCUUCGCGACGCAGCGCUGCAUCGAGUGCAAGGUCGAGUUCCCCGACGAGCACAUGAAGGCGCAUGUGCUCCGCGGCGACGUCCCCCGCUGCGGAGAGUGCAAGGGCCUGGUGAAGCCGGACAUUACCUUCUUCGGCGAGGCCCUCCCCAGGGCGUUCUCGGAGAAGUCGCACCACACCGUCAUGGCGGACCUCGUGCUCAUCAUCGGGACGAGCUUGACGGUGUAUCCGUUUGCGAGCCUUCCGGAGAUGGCGCGCAAAGAGACGCCGCGCGUGCUGUUCAACAUGGAAAAGGUUGGCUCGCUGGGGUCGCGGAGCGAUGAUGUGUUGGAGUUGGGGGCCUGCGAUGACGGUGUGCGGAAGUUGGCUGAGCUGUUGGGCUGGGCGGACGAGCUGCAUAAUUAUUGGCGGAAUCUCGUUGGAGACGAGGAGGCUGAUAGGCAGCUGCGCAGCCAGAUGGCUCGUGACGAGGAGAUUGAGGAUGAGCUGCAGAAGUUGACUGGGGAUAUCGAGACGAUUCUC